AUGAAGCGGUCCCAGCCGACGACAUUUAAUUGUUACAAAAGGUGCAGACCAUCGGACGGUAAUCGUGCCAUUGCGCGCGGCCCUAUCCCAAACACGGCGGCUAGGCUCAUUGAGACGAGUGCGACCGCGACACUGUUGGAUGCACAGGAUACACAAGGUAUGGGGACUAGUGUAGGCGCUUACAUCGGCACAGAGGAAUGGUCUGCUGAUAGAUCUGGCUAUCCACGAUAUACCAGUAUAUGGACUCCCGAUUAA
Molecule: messenger RNA, 255 nt
Organism: Macrosiphum euphorbiae (potato aphid)
Lineage: Eukaryota; Metazoa; Arthropoda; Insecta; Hemiptera; Aphididae
Source: the annotation of a GenBank genome assembly